This is a messenger RNA of Babesia bigemina, 2598 nucleotides long. RefSeq names its product zinc finger protein, putative. Bases 1 to 2598 code for a protein of 865 amino acids. Gene Ontology annotation, molecular function: ubiquitin-protein transferase activity; nucleosome binding; protein binding. The record is from RefSeq and is a predicted model, not a curated record. The transcript has a single exon. Gene Ontology annotation, cellular component: nucleus; site of double-strand break. Gene Ontology annotation, biological process: double-strand break repair. Lineage: Eukaryota; Apicomplexa; Aconoidasida; Piroplasmida; Babesiidae.
AUGGAGAGUGAGCCGAUUCCGCUGGGAGCAACGGGAAAAGAUAGUAUAAUAGAGGCCUCUGUCGGCGGUAACGCGUUGGAUGGAGUAAUUGAGCUGGAAGAGAAGGAAGUGGAGAGCCCUGCGAGCGAAGGUGUGAUAUCGACAUCCUCGCUAAAGCGGCGCUCUCUGGGCGCGGGAAUGGAGCUGCACCAGAAGCGGCAGGCGCUGCCUGACUCCAAUAUGGGCCUACGUGAGGUGGAUCCGACGGAUGUAGGCGACAUAUCGCAGGACGAGUGCCCCGCAAGUGCGGGUGCGCCCCCUCCGUCUGAUUUGGGCCCCUCAUCCGGCUUCGUCGAUCCCCUGGGCAGGUAUCCAGGGGGGCCUGAGAUGAGCGAUAGGCCCAGCGUCAUGUUUGCUAACAUCAAUGGCGAGUUUUCGGCGACUACUCCCCCUUUGUUUGCGAGCGCGCAGUUGUUAAGCGAGCCACUCGUUCCGGUGGACCACUUGUCGCUCUGCGUGAACCGCCAAUCUAUGAACGAUGUCCACGGCUCUGCUGUGGCGCGUGACUCCUCGGUCUGCGUGGAUCACUCGUCCAUCGGGACUUAUGGAUCGUCGUGCGCGACCCAGGGAACCUCUAGGGAGCGCGGGGACUGCGCAACUCACCCAUGCACCAUCGACGCGUUUGAUGAUAACGUAAGCAACGCGACGUCCAACAGUUUGCCCGACGUGCCAAUGGGCGUUUCGCGCAUCGAUGAGGUUCAUCCGGCGCCGUAUGACGAUAACAUGGAUGCGUCGCCUGACAUCGACAACUUGGACCUGGUUUCGGCUCCUUGCGGAGGUUUCGAGAUGCUCGAAUCUUACACGGCAACAAACGAUUAUGGCUGUAUAAGCCAGAUAUCCAACCCUGUAUGCAUGAACCAUCUUGAAGAUACGGCCAUUCUGGAUACAAUGCUUGGUCCCACGCGAAGUUCGCAGGAUUCGGUUUCUAACCUGAUCGGCAGUGCUGUUGAUACGCACAGAGAGGUGGACAGCAUGCCGAGUUUGGAGAUUCGGCGUCUGAGCAACGGGUCUGUUAACCUUGCGAGUGACUGCGGUGAUGUGAAACGUCAGAUUGUGGUCGAUGAGAACUUGACCAACACAAUUCUGAAGGACCUAAUCUGCUCCAUAUGUCUGGAGUAUUUUUACUUCCCGGUGACGCUGAGUUGCGGGCAUACGUUCUGCCGCUACUGUAUUGGUCACCUGCGCCUCGCCGGCAAACUGUGCCCGUUGUGCCGCAAGGAGGUCGGGCGCCCGCCUAGCGUGAACACUAUCAUGUGGAACCUAGUGAAGGCACUGAAAAUUAGGAAGCGUCCUACGCUUCCGGAAGCGCCUCGUGACACGUCCUUCGAGGAAGAGAAGGCAUGGUGGGACGAGCACUGUCUGAAGCCAUUCAUGAGCCUGCCGCUAUUUCUGCGCAUCAUGUUCGGAGACAUUGUGCAGACGCCUCCAUUUUUUGACGAUGUAUGCACGUGCGUAGUCGACUUUUUCGAUAAGCACGCGUCAUGGUCCAAAGCUAAGUGGGUUUUCACGGUUGAGGAUUCUCGCGUCUUGCGUCGUCUGGUGGGCUUCGAUAGUGAGGACAUGGAUGCAACGUCGACCCGCCUUCAGCUUUGGGUGGAGAACUACCUGAGUAACAAUCCCCACCUGUGCUGUAGCACAGAAGAGCCCUACCCGUUUGUGUUGAAGGUGUACAGCGACAUAAACCACAAGAUCGACGGUAUUUCGUUCAACGCCAUGAAUAUUCACCACCGUUUACCGUGGGACGCGGGACGUCAUGUAAAGAGUCUGUUGCAUCUCCCCCACUCUUCGGUUUCCCUGAGCCACCUGAUUUUCGUGCCCUGCGGCCAGGGGCACGUGGGUCUGCUGGACUGCGGGUCCACUAUCGGUACUAUGAUUAAGUUACAAGGGCAGAGAACUUUGCAGGAUGGUGACAGGAUCCAUGUCGGUGACAAACACGAGGUUGAUGUUAUACUGUCUAGCACGGACCCCGACAUGUCCUACGAUCAUUUGCGCUGGGACCCCGUACGCAAGGAGGUUGUCGAUUUGACCGCCCCAGAGCUUGUGAACGUGGACCCGUCGUCGCUGGAGUCCAUCGACUGCCCGCUUUUGCUGCGUAUUUACGCAGACGCCCAAGAGGAGCGCGAAGUGUGGACUAACCCCAAGGGCAUAAUUCUCGGCCGAGGCCCCCAGACGCAAUCCGCGUUCAAGAAGCUAAGCAUAACUACACAGAACGGCUAUAUUUCGCGUGAGCAUUGUCUAAUCUAUUACGACGGGAGCCGCCCGUCUGGUCAGCGCUGGAUUUUGCGCGACAUGAGUACGCUGGGCACUUUUUUGAAGGUGAAACCGUUUCAACAGCCAAUUCCUAUUGAAACUGGCUUCAUUUUUAAGGUGGGUCAGUGCAAGGUUGAGGUUUGUAGCGCCACUGACGGACUUCACCGCCGGGCGCCCAACUCGCCCGCGGCGCUGAUUCUGUCUCAGCUCAUCCACAACCACUUUUCCAACGUCGCCGCCACUAUCCCACCACCUCAGGCGCCCGACACAAAUGUAGUUCAAAGCAACAACUCACAGCCGGAGGUGUAA